CACUGUCGAGGCCCCAACACAGUGCUGAAACGAGAGUGAAACAACUUCCAGAGCCUCAAACUAAACUAAGCUCUUUUCCUCUGCUUCUGUAUCUACAACUUUCUCACUUCUCUAAUAUUACGAACAGGUCAAUGUUGUUUGCGGUAUCGGCACCAAACUUUUGCAUAUCCUAUCCAAGAAGCCCCAAUUUCACUCAUUUUCUUCGAAGGCAUUCGGUUCCAACGAGGCUUUGUAUACGUGCGUCGCUGCUGGAAAAUAACAAUGGUGCUAAAAUGGAGUAUACUCCUUGGUUGAUUGUUGGGUUGGGUAACCCCGGAAAUAAGUACCACGGUACAAGGCACAAUGUUGGUUUUGAAAUGAUUGAUAGCAUUUCUCGAGCAGAGGGCAUUGUGAUGAAUACAAUACAGUCAAAGGCAUUAAUUGGAAUAGGUUCCAUUGGUGAAGUACCAAUUUUAUUGGCUAAGCCUCAAGCAUACAUGAAUUACAGUGGGGAGGCGGUUGGACCACUUGCUGCACAUUAUCAAGUACCAUUGCGUCAUAUUUUAUUGGUUUAUGAUGAUAUGAGCUUACCAAAUGGUGUUCUGAGGCUUCAACCAAAAGGAGGACAUGGCCAUCACAAUGGGGUGAGGAGUGUAAUGGGCCAUUUGGAUGGUUGCCGUGGAUUUCCUCGGUUGUGCAUAGGCAUUGGAAAUCCCCCUGGAACCAUGGAUUUGAAAGCAUUUCUUCUCCAGAAGUUUAGUUCAGUAGAGCGACAACAGCUAUCUGGACAGAUUGAUGCAGGACUAGAACAAGGGGUUGAGGCCGUCAGGAGCCUGAUGCUCCAUGGGUUUAACCAGAGAAUCAAUACCUUUAAUUUGGGGCAGAAAUACAAGUAUCACAAAGUGUGACUCUAACUGAUGAAUGGGGAUUGAAGAAGGUACAUGGCAUCUAUGAGAUUUUAUCAUUGUGUGCUUGUUCUGUUGGGAGCUUCUCAUGUUUGAACCAGGAGAUGAAAGUUCUUGUAAUCUUCCUUGCACUAAUAUUGUGUUAUUUGUGGAAGCUUCAUGUGCUCCAACAGUUUGUCAAGGAAUCAAGCCCUGCAAUCUAUUCUAGAUACCCCUCUUAUCUACCAUUUAACUACUACUAUUUUUAAAUGUCAGUGGAGUUUUAACUGUUUAUUUGACC
Corylus avellana is the source of this 1164-nucleotide messenger RNA. Its product is annotated as Peptidyl-tRNA hydrolase family protein. The record is from RefSeq and is a predicted model, not a curated record. Lineage: Eukaryota; Viridiplantae; Streptophyta; Magnoliopsida; Fagales; Betulaceae. Gene Ontology annotation, molecular function: peptidyl-tRNA hydrolase activity.